This is a messenger RNA of Kockovaella imperatae, 7179 nucleotides long. Its product is annotated as acetyl-CoA carboxylase. The transcript is spliced from 12 exons. Gene Ontology annotation, biological process: fatty acid biosynthetic process. NCBI's taxonomy places the organism in Eukaryota, Fungi, Basidiomycota, Tremellomycetes, Tremellales, Cuniculitremaceae. Gene Ontology annotation, molecular function: metal ion binding; acetyl-CoA carboxylase activity; ATP binding. Bases 303 to 7019 code for a protein of 2238 amino acids. The record is from RefSeq and is a predicted model, not a curated record.
UGCGUCCCAAAAGUUAAUGAAGAUGGAGCAUACUUUUGUUUGACAUCCCCAUCUGACCUCUUAUCAUUCCAAUCUUGACAUCGUCGUAUCAAGUAUACCCAGCGACGAUUGAAGGAGGGUGCGCUCCUUCUCUCUAUCUUCUGCUCAGCGGGUUCAGAAAAAAACACCUACUGGUACCGAACGACAUUACAGGCGACAACAAGCACCUGGACUCUUUCGUUGCCUCGCCCCAUCACUGGAUAUCUCCCACUUUCUAUCCUCACCUCAGUCUGAAUUCUGCGCAGACUGCGCUCUAGCCAAUCAUGGCUUCCUCUUCCACUCCCAACGGCUCUUCUCAAGCUGGUCAUGCCGAGAUGUACGACCACAGCAGAAUAGCUCAUUUCAUCGGCGCCAACUCGCUCGAAGUGGCCCCAUCCGGCAGAGUCACAGACUUUGUCAAAGCUCAAGGCGGUCACACCGUCAUCACAAAGGUCCUGAUCGCCAAUAACGGUAUCGGUGCCGUCAAGGAGAUCAGGUCGAUCCGAAAAUGGUCAUACGAAACAUUCGGAUCUGAUCGUCAGAUUGAAUUCACAGUCAUGGCUACGCCAGAUGACUUGAGAAUCAAUGCGGAAUACAUCCGAAUGGCUGAUCGCUAUGUUGAAGUACCAGGAGGAACCAACAACAACAACUAUGCCAACGUCGACCUCAUUGUCGACGUUGCGGAACGAGCCGGCGUUCAUGCCGUCUGGGCCGGAUGGGGACACGCCUCUGAGAAUCCUCGACUCCCCGAGACUCUUGCCAAGUCCAAGAUUGUCUUCAUUGGUCCUCCCGGAUCCGCCAUGAGAUCCUUGGGAGACAAGAUCUCUUCCACUAUCGUCGCUCAACACGCCAAUGUCCCUUGUAUGGCUUGGUCCGGUACUGGCAUUUCGGAGACCACUCUCUCGGACCAAGGUUUCGUCACUGUCCCCGACAAGGCUUACGACGAUGCCUGCAUCCACAACUGGGAGGAAGGUCUUGCUCGAGCCGAUAAGAUCGGGUACCCCGUCAUGAUCAAGGCAAGUGAAGGUGGAGGAGGAAAGGGUAUCCGAAAAGUCGAUGAUCCAGAAAAAUUCAGAGGUGCCUUCCAAGCUGUCGCUAGUGAAGUGCCGGGAUCACCCAUCUUUGUCAUGAAGGUUGCUGGCUCUGCCCGGCAUCUCGAAGUCCAGCUCAUUGCCGAUCAAUACGGUAAUGCCAUCUCCCUCUUCGGUCGAGACUGUUCCGUUCAACGACGACAUCAAAAGAUUAUUGAGGAAGCCCCGGUCACCAUUGCUCGACCUGAAACAUUUGAAGAGAUGGAAAAGGCUGCCGUACGAUUGGGAAAACUCGUCGGAUACGUCUCGGCAGGAACUGUCGAAUACCUUUACUCCCACUCUGACGACUCCUUCUACUUCCUCGAGCUCAACCCUCGUCUGCAAGUCGAGCAUCCCACCACUGAGAUGGUCAGUGGAUGCAAUAUCCCCGCCAUCCAACUCCAAAUCGCUAUGGGUGUGCCCCUACACCGCAUUCGGGACAUUCGAAUUCUCUACGGAAUGGAUCCUCACUCCAACACGGAGAUCGACUUUGACGGUACCAACCCUGAAUCCGUCAACAAGCAGCGUAAACCUCAACCCAAAGGUCACGUUGUCGCCUGCCGUAUCACGGGUGAAAACCCUGAUGCUGGUUUCAAGCCUUCCUCAGGUGCCCUGACAGAGCUGAACUUCAGAUCGAAUUCAAACGUCUGGGGUUACUUCUCCGUCUCAUCAGCCGGAGGUUUGCACGAAUAUGCCGAUUCCCAAUUCGGUCACAUCUUUGCCUACGGUAUGGAGAGAUCUGAAGCCCGAAAGUCAAUGGUCGUUGCACUGAAGGAACUGAGCAUUCGAGGUGAAUUCCGAACGACUGUCGAAUACCUCAUCAAGUUGCUCGAAAAGCCCGAGUUCGAAAACAACACCUUGACCACUCAAUGGCUCGACUCGUUGAUUGCCGAGGGAAUGACGUCCGAGCGACCGGAUGCUACUGUCGCCGUCAUUUGCGGUGCCGUCGUCAAGGCUCACAUUGCCUACGAAGCUUCAUUGGCCAAGUACAAGUCUGUUUUGGACAAGGGUCAAGUUCCCCCAAAGGAUACUCUUCAAACCUUCUUCAAGAGCGAGUUCAUCUACGAAGGUGUCCGGUACUCUUUCGCCAUGGCCAAGUCGUCCCUGAACUCGUUCACCCUGUACCUCAACGGAGGACGUAUUUUCGUCGGAAGCCGUACUUUGAGCGACGGUGGAUUGCUUGUCUCCCUCGAAGGUGCCUCCCACACUGUCUACUGGCGAGAAGAAGUCGGAGCCAUGGUCCUCUCCAUCGACUCCAAGACCUGUAUGAUUGAAGAUGAGCAGGAUCCCACUCAGCUGAGAUCUCCGAGUCCUGGAAAGCUCGUCCGAUACCUAAUCGACUCCGGUGAUCACAUUGAUGCCGGAGAUGCCUUUGCCGAAAUCGAAGUAAUGAAGAUGAUCAUGGCGGUCAAUGCCAACGAAUCUGGUAUCGCUCAAUUCAUGAAGCAACCGGGUCAAACUCUGGCUCAGGGAGAGCUUCUCGGAAUCUUGACUCUUGAUGACCCCUCCAAGGUCAAGUUCGCCAAGCCUUUCGAGGGCAUGCUCCCAACCUUUGAGCUCAAGAACGGUCGAUACGGUACAAAGCCUCACCAACUUCUCCGAGAACACCUCGAGGUCUUGUACGACAAUCUGUCUGGAUACGACAAUAGCGCUGCUGUCAUUCCCUCGCUGCGAAUCGUUGAAGGCGCUCUUCGAAACCCCGACUUGCCCUACGCUCAUGCGCAAGACGUCCUCUCCGCCAUCAGCAGUCGAAUUCCUGCCAAGCUAGACGAGGAGGUCCGAAGCAUCAUCGACAGCGGCCGAGCUAAGAAGCUCGAAUUCCCAUCGACCAAGCUCAAGCGAUCCAUCGACUACUUCAUCGAAGAGAGUGUGCAGGCCAAGGAGCGAGCCCAAGUCCGCGCUGCCAUUACCCCCCUUCAAUCUCUCAUCGAUGCCUUUGCCCACGGACUCAAAGUUCACGAGUGGCAGACUUGGGCCGACCUGCUCAACUUCUUCACCGAUGUGGAGGAGCCGUUCGCCGACUCAGUCCGCACUCAGGAGAAUGUUGUGCUCAAAUUGCGAGAAGAUAACAAGGAUCUUGACUCUGUCGUCAAACUUGUUCUAUCACACUCCAAGAUUGCACUCAAGACCAAGCUGAUUCUCGCUCUUCUGGACAUCAUCCGUGCUGCAUCCCCUGAAGCCUCCAUGACUCCUGAAUCGCGGAUCAAUAAUGCUCUCAGCCGAAUGGCUGCUCUCGACAGUCGACCCACUUCCAAGGUCGCUCUCAAGGCAAAGGAAGUUAUGAUUGUUGGUAGCUUGCCAAGCUACGAAGAGCGUCUAGGCCAACUGGAGCAGCUCCUCAAGUCCUCCGUCACUACCAGCUACUAUGGUGAAAGCGGUCAAGGCCACCGAUUGCCCUCCAGCGAUCUCCUGAAGGAAGUCACCGAUUCUCGCUACACCGUCUUCGAUGUUCUCACCACUUUCUUCGACCACAAGGACCCUUGGGUCUGCCUUGCCGCACUCGAAGUUUACGUGCGACGUGCCUACCGUGUGUACAACGUUAUGCACCUCGACUACGAGCCCGGUCAGGAGGAGGGCGACCCUCACAUCAUCACUUGGCGAUUCAAGCUCGGCAGCACCUCGGCUGAACCCGUCACCCCCAGAAUCGAUUCAGUCAAGGACAUGACACGAAUCGCCAGUAUGAGUGACCUGAACUAUGUCGUGCACUCCAAGGCUGAACCCGUCCGAUUCGGUCUCAUGACUUCGUACAAUCACCUCGCAGAUCUCGAGGCUGGUUUCCCCAAGCUGCUCGCCAUGUACCCUGCUUUCAACCACAACGAAUUCACCGACCGACAUGGCAAAGAAGCUCGUCACCCACACGUCUUGAACGUCGCCCUUCGUCUACACGAUGGAGAGGAACACACUGAUGCUGAGCUGAGUCAGCGCUUCCACGAUCUUUCCAACAAAUACGGAAGCAAGAUCAAUGGCAAGGGUAUCCGACGAGUCACCUUUGUCAUGUGCCGGAAGGACCAGUAUCCUUCGUACGUCACUCUCCGAGAGGGUGAGACUGGGACUUGGAAAGAAGAGGAGGCAAUUCGAAACAUUGAGCCUGCCUUGGCUUACCAGCUCGAAUUGGGACGUUUGUCCAACUUCAAGAUCACGCCUCAACCUUCUUCCAACCGGCAGAUUCACGUCUACCAUGCCGUUGGCAGAGAAAACACUUCGGACGUGCGAUUCUUCGUCCGAGCCCUGCUUCGACCUGGUCGAUUCACCGGAAGCAUGAAGCAGACUGAAUACUUGAUCUCGGAGACAGACCGGUUGGUCGGUGACAUUCUCGACACACUCGAGGUCGUCUCAUCUCAACACCGUCAAGCGGAUUGCAACCACAUCAGCGUCAACUGCGUCUACUCGCUGAAUGUCAGCUUUGACGAUGUCCAAGAGGCUCUUGCUGGAUUCAUCGAGCGUCACGGAAAGCGACUAUGGAGAUUGCGAGUUACUCAGGCUGAGAUCCGAGUCGUUAUCGAGGAUGAAGAGGGCAACGCUCUGCCCAUCCGAGCCUUCAUCGAAAACGUCUCUGGAUUCGUUGUCAAAUACGAAGCCUACCAAGAGGUGACCAAUGAGAAGGGCGUCGCAAUCCUCAAAUCUAUCGGAGACCAAGGUCAAUUCCACUUGCAACCCGUCAACUUCCCAUACACCACCAAAGAGUCUCUCCAGCCAAAGCGAUACCAAGCUCAUAUUACUGGCACGACUUAUGUUUACGAUUUCCCAGACCUCUUCCGUCAAGCUGUCGAGAAGGCGUGGCGAUCGCUCACUGCCUACUUGCCGCAUAUAAAGAUGCCAUCUGAUCUCCUCACUGCCUCCGAGUUGGUCCUGGAUGAGCGGAAUGAGUUGACCGAAGUCAACCGACCUCCUGGUCUCAACACUUGUGGUAUGGUCGCGUGGGUCUUCACCAUGAAGACUCCCGAGUACAGCAAAGGUCGACGAGUCGUGGUCAUCUCCAACGAUAUCACUUAUAAUAUCGGAUCGUUUGGACCUCUGGAAGACGAGUACUUCUACAAAGCUACUCAGUAUGCCCGUCAGCAUGGUCUGCCCAGAAUUUAUCUGUCUGCCAACUCAGGAGCUCGAAUUGGUCUCGCUGAGGAAGUCAUGUCGCUCUUUGAUGUCGGUUGGAGAGACCCUUCCAAGCCUGAAAAAGGAUUCGAUUACCUCUACCUCACGCCUGACAACUUUGACAAGUUGAACCAGCUCGGAGCCGGCAGCGUCAUCACGACGGAAAUCGAAGUCGAAGGACAACGCAGACACAAGCUCACUGACAUCAUCGGUGUCAAAGAUGGACUUGGGGUCGAGUGUCUUCGAGGAUCCGCACUUAUUGCGGGUGAAACGUCUCGUGCCUACGAUGAUAUUUUCACCAUCUCAAUGGUCACUGCUCGAUCAGUCGGUAUCGGAGCGUAUCUUGUCCGUUUGGGACAACGUGUUGUCCAAGUUGAGGGACAACCGAUUAUCCUCACCGGAGCUCAGGCCAUCAACAAGGUCCUUGGAAAAGAGGUCUACACGAGCAACAUCCAAUUGGGAGGACCUCAGAUCAUGUACAAGAACGGUAUUUCUCACCUCGUCGCGGCAAGCGACUUAGACGGUGCCCUGCAGAUUGUCAACUACCUUAUGUUCAUCCCGGAUCGCCGCGGACGAGCAAUCCCUAUUCUUCCCACAGGAGACUCUUGGGACAGAGACGUCGACUUCAAACCUCCUAAGGGACCUUAUGACCCUCGUCAAUUCUUGGCUGGUUGCAAUGUCGAUGUCGAUGGUCACCAGACCUGGAAAUCUGGUUUCCUUGAUCACGGCAGUUUCUUCGAGACCAUGGGCGGAUGGGCUCAGACUAUUGUCACAGGUCGAGGUCGUCUGCACGGUAUCCCUGUGGCUGUCAUUGCUGCUGAGACUCGAAGUAUCGAACGUGUGGACCCAGCGGACCCAGCAAACGAAAGUUCGACUGAGAGCAAAGUCUCGUUGGCCGGUACCGUUUGGUUCCCUGACAGCUCGCGAAAGACUGCCACUGCGAUUGAGGAUGCCAACCGUGAAGGAUUGCCCUUGGUCAUCUUUGCAAACUUCCGUGGAUUUUCUGGUGGAAUGUCCGACAUGGCUCAAGCUAUCCUCAAGGAAGGAUCAAAAAUUGUUGAUGGUCUCAGCAGCUACAGGCAUCCUGUCAUCGUGUACAUUGUGCCAAAUGGAGAGUUGCGAGGAGGUGCUUGGGUCGUCUUGGACCCGAGUAUCAACCCGGAAUACAUGAGCAUGUUCGUGGACAACGAGUCUAGAGGAGGUGUCUUGGAGCCAGAGGGUAUCGUUGAGGUCAAAUACAGGAAACCCAAGGUUCAAGCCACCAUGGCCCGAUUGGACCCAGAGUAUGCUCAGCUGAAGGCUGCCGCUGAGGGAUCAAAUGCGACACCGGAGGAGAAGGCGGCGGCGGAUGCCAAGUUGGCCGCUAGGGAGAAGCACCUGUGGCCCGCUUAUCAGUCGAUCGCUCUCGAGUUCGCCGAUCUGCACGACCGAAGCGGACGCAUGAAGGCCAAGGCAAACUGUGUUCCUUGUGAUUGGGAGAACUCGCGACGAUCAGUGUACUGGUCUCUGAGGCGCAAGUUGUCGGAAGUGCGCAUCAUGAAACGUCUCGCCGUUGCGAACCCGAAUCUCACAUACCCCGAGCGCAAAACUCUCUUGGCAGAAUUCAUUCCUUCGGACCUCUCAGCCGACAACGAAGUGGCGGCGUACAUUGAGAAAUCGGGCGACGCCAUCGAAUCAUAUGUUCAAAGCGUCAAGGACGAGUACUGUUCGGACACCAUCUUGUCAUGGGCCUCAACGAAUCAAGCUGGAGUCUUCGAAGGAUUCACCAGGAUCCUCAACACACUUUCGGCUCAAGAAAAGGCUUCUAUCUUGGAGCAAUUGUCCUCUAACCAGGCCCAAUAAGUGCUCCGUUCUUUUCCAUAUCCGUCCUCGCUAUUACUUUGCUAUUUCUAAGCAUAGACACAGCCAGCUCCCCUGUAUAUUUUCCCACUUCUUCUCUCAUAAACAUAUAGCUCUUGGCCAAUUUACGAUUGGCUGAAACACAUGCAUAGGAUUCUCGAGA